This is a messenger RNA of Homo sapiens (human), 8796 nucleotides long. It is a transcript of the gene CCDC144A, whose product is annotated as coiled-coil domain containing 144A. The coding region runs from base 161 to 4444 and encodes 1427 amino acids. The transcript has 18 exons. The record is from RefSeq and is marked validated. Lineage: Eukaryota; Metazoa; Chordata; Mammalia; Primates; Hominidae.
GAGGCUUUGCGGUGGCUGUUGGCUUGGCGGUGGUCGCUUGGCUUGGCGUGGCAGUGAUCGCUUGGCUUGGCAUUUCUGGCUUGGCGGUCCUCCUUUCGCAGAUUGGAAACCGCGGGCUAUCCUGCUGGGAGGUUGUGGCCGAGGCAGUAGCUCGCUACUGAUGGCCUCCUGGGGUGGAGAAAAGCGGGGAGGGGCUGAGGGGUCUCCGAAGCCGGCAGUCUACGCCACGAGGAAGACCCCUAGCGUCGGGAGCCAGGGGGACCAGUGGUACUUGGGCUACCCGGGGGACCAGUGGUCCUCGGGCUUCCCCUACAGCUGGUGGAAAAACAGCGUCGGCAGCGAGAGCAAGCACGGUGAGGGCGCCUUAGACCAGCCCCAGCACGACGUCCGCCUGGAAGAUCUUGGCGAGCUCCACAGAGCUGCCCGGUCGGGCGACGUCCCUGGGGUGGAGCACAUCUUAGCUCCUGGAGACACUGGCGUGGACAAGAGGGAUAGGAAGAAGAGCAUUCAGCAACUAGUUCCUGAAUAUAAGGAAAAACAGACACCUGAAAGUCUUCCUCAAAAUAACAAUCCAGAUUGGCAUCCUACUAAUUUGACCCUUAGUGAUGAGACUUGUCAGAGAUCCAAGAAUCUGAAAGUUGAUGAUAAAUGUCCAUCUGUAUCACCAUCAAUGCCUGAAAAUCAGUCAGCAACCAAAGAACUGGGACAGAUGAACUUAACAGAACGAGAAAAGAUGGACACUGGAGUUGUACUUCUCUCAGGGAAUGAUACUCUCCAUGACCUGUGCCAAUCACAGCUACCAGAAAACAAAGAGAGCAAAGAAGCAGAACAAGACUCGGAGCUGACAUCAGAGGAAGAGCAAGAAAGACUUAAAGGAUGCGAAAAUAAGCAGCCACAGAAAACGUCUCAAGAACCAGAAAUGGCUAAGGAUUGCGAUAGAGAGGAUAUACCUAUAUAUCCAGUACUUCCUCAUGUGCAAAAAUCUGAGGAAAUGUGGAUUGAACAAGGCAAAUUAGAGUGGAAAAACCAAUUAAAACUCGUCAUAAAUGAGUUAAAGCAGAGGUUUGGUGAAAUUUAUGAAAAAUACAAAAUUCCGGCUUGUCCUGAGGAAGAGCCACUACUUGAUAACUCUACAAGAGGAACAGAUGUAAAGGAUAUUCCCUUUAAUUUGACAAAUAACAUACCUGGUUGUGAGGAAGAAGAUGCAUCUGAAAUAUCUGUCUCAGUGGUAUUCGAGACAUUUCCUGAACAAAAAGAACCCAGUCUCAAAAAUAUCAUCCAUCCAUACUAUCAUCCAUACUCUGGGUCCCAGGAACAUGUUUGCCAGUCAUCUUCUAAGUUUCAUUUACAUGAAAAUAAAUUAGACUGCGACAAUGAUAACAAACCAGGCAUUGGACAUAUUUUUAGUACAGAUAAGAACUUUCAUAAUGAUGCAAGCACUAAGAAAGCAAGGAACCCAGAAGUGGUUAUGGUUGAAAUGAAAGAAGACCAAGAGUUUGAUUUGCAAAUGACAAAAAAUAUGAACCAAAAUAGUGACAGUGGCAGUACAAACAACUAUAAAAGCCUGAAACCUAAAUUAGAAAAUCUGAGUUCUUUACCACCAGAUUCUGACAGAACAUCAGAAGUAUAUCUACAUGAAGAAUUACAGCAAGACAUGCAAAAGUUUAAGAAUGAGGUCAACACAUUAGAAGAAGAGUUCCUGGCUUUGAAGAAAGAAGAUGUUCAACUUCAUAAAGAUGUUGAAGAAGAAAUGGAGAAGCACAGAAGUAAUAGCACAGAAUUAUCAGGAACCCUAACUGAUGGUACUACUGUUGGCAAUGAUGAUGAUGGACUAAAUCAGCAGAUUCCUAGGAAGGAAAAUGGAGAGCAUGACAGGCCUGCAGAUAAAACAUCUAAUGAAAAGAACGAGGUCAAAAACCAAAUAUAUCCUGAGGCUGACUUUGCUGACUCAAUGGAGCCAUCUGAAAUAGCCUCAGAGGAUUGUGAAUUGUCUCACUCUGUUUAUGAGAAUUUUAUGUUGCUGAUUGAACAACUUAGAAUGGAGUAUAAAGAUUCUGCUAGCCUACCAAGAAUCCAAGACACAUUUUGUUUGUGUGAACACUUACUGAAACUUAAGAAUAAUCACUGUGACCAACUUACAGUAAAACUUAAACAAAUGGAAAAUAUGGUCAGUGUACUACAAAAUGAGCUAUCUGAAACAAAAAAGACAAAAUUACAGUUAGAACUUCAAAAAAUUGAAUGGGAGAAAGAGCUGUACGAUUUGAGACUUGCCUUAAAACAAGAAAAUGAGGAGAAAAGAAAUGCCGAUAUGUUGUAUAAUAAAGAUAGUGAACAGUUAAGAAUAAAAGAAGAGGAGUGUGGGAAAGUGGUUGAAACAAAGCAACAACUUAAAUGGAAUCUGAGAAGACUUGUUAAGGAAUUGAGGACAGUAAGAAAUAACUUGGAUCUGGUUGUGCAGGAGAGAAACGAUGCCCAGAAGCAACUUUCUGAAGAACAGGAUGCCAGAAUAUUACAAGAUCAGAUUCUGACGAGUAAACAAAAGGAACUAGAAAUGGCUCGAAAGAAAAUGAAUUCUGAGAUUUCUCAUAGGCAUCAGAAAGAAAAGGAUCUCUUUCAUGAAGAUUGCAUGUUGCAGGAAGAAAUUGCCUUGCUGAGACUGGAAAUAGAUACAAUAAAAAAUCAGAACAAGCAAAAGGAAAAGAAAUAUUUUGAGGACAUUGAGGCUGUGAAAGAAAAGAAUGAUAACCUUCAAAAAAUUAUAAAACUAAAUGAGGAAACAUUAACAGAAACAAUACUCCAGUACAGUGGACAGCUGAACAAUCUGACAGCUGAGAACAAAAUACUCAAUUCUGAACUGGAGAAUGGGAAACAGAACCAAGAAAGACUAGAAAUAGAAAUGGAAUCAUACCGUUGUAGACUAGCUGCUGCUGUACGUGACUGUGAUCAAAGUCAGACAGCAAGAGACCUAAAACUUGAUUUCCAGAGAACAAGACAAGAGUGGGUUCGUUUACAUGACAAAAUGAAGGUUGAUAUGUCUGGCCUACAAGCUAAGAAUGAGAUUCUUUCUGAAAAACUUUCUAAUGCUGAAAGUAAAAUUAACAGCCUACAAAUUCAGCUCCAUAACACAAGAGAUGCUCUUGGAAGAGAGAGUUUGAUUUUGGAACGUGUGCAAAGAGACCUCAGCCAAACACAGUGUCAGAAGAAAGAAACUGAACAAAUGUACCAAAUUGAACAAAGCAAACUGAAGAAAUACAUUGCCAAGCAGGAAUCUGUAGAGGAGAGAUUAUCUCAACUACAAAGUGAAAAUAUGUUGCUUCGACAGCAACUGGAUGAUGCUCACAAGAAAGCUAACAGUCAAGAAAAGACAAGCAGUACUAUCCAAGACCAGUUUCAUUCUGCUGCCAAAAAUCUUCAAGCUGAGAGUGAAAAGCAGAUUCUUUCACUACAAGAGAAGAACAAGGAGCUGAUGGAUGAAUAUAAUCAUUUAAAAGAAAGAAUGGAUCAAUGUGAGAAAGAGAAAGCAGGAAGAAAAAUUGACCUUACAGAAGCACAGGAAACUGUACCUUCACGAUGUCUACAUCUGGAUGCAGAGAAUGAAGUUCUUCAACUUCAACAGACAUUAUUCUCUAUGAAAGCAAUACAAAAGCAAUGUGAAACACUACAGAAGAAUAAGAAGCAGCUGAAACAAGAAGUAGUAAACCUCAAAAGUUAUAUGGAAAGAAAUAUGUUAGAACGUGGUAAAGCUGAAUGGCAUAAACUGUUGAUUGAAGAAAGAGCAAGGAAGGAGAUAGAAGAAAAAUUAAACGAAGCCAUUCUCACCUUGCAGAAACAAGCAGCAGUAUCUCAUGAACAGUUAGUACAGUUAAGGGAGGAUAAUACUACUUCAAUAAAAACUCAGAUGGAACUCACAAUCAAAGAUCUGGAAUCUGAAAUCUCCAGAAUAAAAACUUCGCAAGCCGACUUUAAUAAAACCGAAUUGGAAAGAUAUAAGGAACUCUACCUAGAAGAAGUGAAAGUUAGAGAAUCCUUGUCAAAUGAACUCAGUAGAACUAAUGAGAUGAUAGCAGAGGUCAGUACGCAACUUACUGUGGAGAAAGAGCAGACCAGAUCCAGAUCUCUAUUCACUGCUUAUGCUACAAGGCCAGUCCUAGAGUCACCUUGCGUUGGAAAUCUUAAUGAUAGUGAAGGUCUCAACAGAAAACAUAUUCCAAGAAAAAAGAGGUCUGCUCUUAAGGACAUGGAGAGCUACUUGUUGAAGAUGCAGCAGAAGUUGCAAAAUGAUCUAACUGCAGAAGUAGCAGGAUCCAGCCAAACUGGACUGCACAGAAUUCCACAGUGCUCGUCCUUCUCCUCCAGCUCUUUGCACUUGCUUCUUUGCUCUAUCUGCCAACCUUUUUUUCUCAUCCUUCAGCUGCUACUAAAUAUGAACCUGGAUCCUAUAUAGCUUCUCCUCUAGGAUUUACACACAAGGAAAAUCUGAAUCAAGAUCCAGUUUUGGAAGUAACAAAAGAAUAUGCACAGAUUUUAAGAAGAAAAUACAUACUCUGAAAGAUAAGGCAAUUUUAUUUGGGCUAUUCACAUGAUAUUUUGUUUCCCAUUAAAUAUAUGAUGUGAACAUUUUUACUAAAGGGAAAUAUUCUAUAUUAUACAUGUCUGAUGAAAAUUUAUAUAGUAUUUUAAAUAAUGUUUCUUGGCCUCUUCAGCUAACUUUUAAGUGGAUUUUGCAAAUGAAAACCAGUAUUACUGAGUUUUACAUACUCGAACUGCCCAAAUGUUUGCUGUUUAAACAGCCAAAUAAUCAAGUUGCCAUUAGUAAUUUAGUGGAGCCAAUUGAUGGCUUGUUUGUAUUUUAUAAUUUUAUCUUUAUACAUAGUGAUAGAUUUAAGUUUAGAUAGACAUCAUUUUGGUAUACUGGUACUGUGGUCAUUGUCAAUGUUUGGAUGUAUUACGAUUGUUAUAGUGCAAUCAAACUUAGAUAAUUUUAAUUUUAAGCACUGAUUUAUUUAGAUCUUUCCUUGUGGAAAAAUAAGGUUUGCCUAAGGCUUUUUGCUUUUUUAUUUAUUGUUUCAUUUCUUUAUUAGAUUAACUUUUGGGAAACAGUCUUAAAAUUGGAGAAAAUUUCCACAUUUUAGGAAAAACAGCUUUCCCCCUGUGGGCCAUUUGAGAGUAAAUUGCUGACAUUAUGCCAUCACAUCUGGUAUGUGGGUAUUCCCACAAGUCAGGACAUUUUAUAUAACUACUUCAUAAUCGGAAAGUUAACAUCAAUACACUUGAUCAUUUAAUUCUCAGUUUCUUUUCAAGUUUUCUUAAUUGUCUAUAAUGUUCUUUGUAGCAGAAGGAUCCCAUUCAGGUCCAUGAAUUUCAUUUAGUUGUCAUGACUCUUUCAGUCUGGAACAGUUCCUCAGUUUUUCUUUGACCUUUAUGACCUUAAAUCUUUUGAAGAGUAAAGUCCAAUAAUACAGAAUGUCCCUCCAUUGGAUUUCUCUGAACUUUUUUUAUGAUAAGAUUUAGAUGAUAAUUUUUUUUUUGGCAAGAGUAUCACAGAAGUUAUCCCAUGAUCUUCUCACUGCAUUCUAUCAGGUGACCUGCAAUUAUUAUUAUUUUUUAUUUUCAUCUUUUAAGUUCAGGGGUACAUGUGCAGGAUGUGCAGGAUGUCCAGGUUUGUUACAUAGGUAAAUAUGUGCCAUGGUGGUUUGCUGCACAGAUCAUCCCAUCACCUAGGUAUUAAUAAUAGCCCAGCAUCCAUUAGCUGUUCUUCACGAUGCUCUCCCUUCUUUCACCCGCCACCAUCCCACAUGCCCCUGUGUGUGUUGUUCCCCGCCAUGUGUCCAUGUGUUCUCAUUAUUCAGCUCCCACUUGUAAGUGAGAGCAUGCAGUAUUUCAUUUUCUAUUUCUGCGUUGGUUUGCUGAGGAUAAUGUUCUGCAGCUCCACCCAUGUCCCUGCAAAGGACAUGUCUCAUUCCUUUUCAUGGCUGCAUAGUAUUCCAUGGUGUAUAUGUACCACAUUUUCUUUAUCCAGUUUAUCAUUGAUGGGCUUUUAGGUUGAUUCUUUGUCUUUGCUAUUGUGAAUAGUGCUGCAAUGAACAUACGUGUGCGUGUAUCUUUAUACUAGAAUUAGUUAUAUUCCUUUGGGUAUAUACCAAGUAAUGGGAUUGCUGGGUUAAAUGGUAUUUCAGGUUCUAGAUCUUUGAGGAAUCACCACACUGUCUUCCACACUGGUUGAACUAAUUUACACUCCUAUCAACAGUGUAAAAGCAUUCCUGUUUCUCCAUAAUCUUGCCAGCAUCUUUUCAUUUUUUUGAAUUAUAGCCAUUCUGACUGUUGUGAGAUGGUGUCUCAUUGUGGUUUUGAUUUGCAUUUCUCAGAUGAUCAGUGAUGUUGAAGUUUUUUUGUUUGUUGGCUGCAUGUAUGCCUUCUUUUGAAAAGUGUCUGUUUGUGUCCUUUGACCACUUUCUAAUGGGGUUGAGUUUUUUUUUCUUGUAAAUUUGUUUAAGUUCCUUGUAGAUGCUGGAUAUUAGACCUUUGUCAGAUGGAUAGAGUGCAAAAAUUUUCUCCCAUUCUGUAGGUUGUCGGUUUACUCUGUUGAUAGGUUCUUAAUGCUGUGCAGAAGCUCUUUAGUUUAAUUAGAUCCCAUUUGUCAAUUUUGGCUUUUGUUGCAAUUGCUUUUGGCAUCUUCGUCAUGAAAUCUUUGCCCUUGCCUGUGUCCUGAAUGGCAUUGCCUAGGUUUUCUUCCAGGAUUUUUAUAGUUUUGGGUUGUAGAUUUAAGUCUUUAAUCCAUCUUGAGUUAACUUUUGUAUAUGGGUUAAGGAAGGGGUCCCGUUUCAAUUUGCUGCAUAUGGCUAGCCAGUUCUCCCAGCACCAUUUAUUAAAUAGGGAAUCUUUUCCCCAUUGCUUCCUUUUGUCAGGUUUGUCAAAGAUCACAUGGUUGUAGGUGUGUGGUCUUAUUUCUGGGUUCUCUAUUCUGUUCCAUUGGUCUAUGUGUCGGUUCUUGUACCAGCACUAUGCUGUUUUGGUUACUGUAGUCUUGUAGUAUGUUUGAAGCUGGGUAGCAUGAUGCCUCUAGCUUUGCUCUUCUUGCUUAGGAUUGUCUUGGCUAUUUGGGCUCUUUUUUGGUUCCAUAUGAAUUUUAAAAUAGCUUUUUCUAGGUCUGUAAAGAAUGUGAAUAGUAGUUUAAUGGGCCUAGCAUUUAAUUUACAGAUUGCCUUGGGCAGUGUGGUCAUUUUCACGAUAUUGAACCUUCCUGUCUGUGAGCAUAUGUUUUUCCAUUUGUUUGUGUCAUCUCUGAUUUCUUUGAAUAAUGGUUUAUAGUUAUCCUUGAAAAGGUCCUUCACUUUUCUUGUUAGCUGUAUUCCUAGGUAUUAUACUCUUCUUGUGGCAAUUGUGAAUGGGAGUUAAUUCAUGAGUUUUCUCUCGGCUUGCCUGUUGUUGGUGUAUAGGAAUGCUAGUGACUUUUGCACAUUGAUUUUGUAUCCUGAGACUUUGUUGAAGUUGCUUAUCAGCUAAGAAGUUUUUGAGCUGAGAUGAUGGAGUUUUCUAGAUAUAGGAUCAUAUCAUCUGCAAACAAAGAUAGUUUGACUUCCUGUCUUCCUAUUUGAAUAGCUUUUCUUUCUUUCUCUUGCCUGAUUGCCUUGGUGAGAAUUUCUAAUACUGUGUUGAAUAGGAGUGGUGAGAGAGGGCAUCUUUGUCUUGUGUCAGUUUUCAAGGGAACGCUUCCAGGUUUUCAGGUACUCAGGCAACAAAUAGCGUUACAAUAGAAUAGUACCUCACAUCUCAAUGCUAAUGUUGAACGUAAAUGGCCUAAAUGCUCCACUUAAAAGAUAUAGAAUGGCAGAAUGGGUAAGAAUUCACCAACCAAGUUGCUGCUGUCUUCAGGAGACUCACCUAACACAUACGGACUCACAUAAACUUAAGGCAAAGGGUUGGAAAAAGACACUUCGUCUAAAUGGACACAUCAAAAGCGAGCAGGAGUAGCUGUUCUUAUAUCAGACAAAACGGACUUUAAGACAACAGCAGUUUUAAAAAGACAAAGAGGGACAUUAUAUAAUGAUAAAAGGACUAGUUCAACAGGAAAAUAUCACAGUCCUAAAUAUAUAUGCACCUAAUACUGGAGAUCCCAAAUUUAUAAAACAAUUACUACUAGACAUAAGAAAUGAGGUAGUUGGCAACACAAUAAUAGUGGGGGAUGUUAAUACUCCGCUGGCAGCACUAGGCAGAUCACCAAGACAGAAAGUCAACAAAGAAACAAUGGACUUAAACUAUACCCUGGAACAUAUGGACUUAACAGAUGCUUACAGAACAUUCUACCCAACAAGCAUAGAAUAUACAUUGUAUACAUCAGAACACGGGACAUUCUCCAAAAUAGACCAUAUGAUAGGGCACAAAACAAGUCUCAGUAAAUUUAAGAAAAUCAGAAUUAUAUCAAGUACUCUCUCAGACCACAGUGGAAUAAAAUUGGAAAUUAAUUCCAAAAGGAACACUCAAAAGCAUGCAAAUACAUGGUAAUUAAAUAACCUACUCCUGAAUGAUUGUUGGGUCAACAAUGAUAUCAAGAGGGAAAUUUAAAAAUUCUUUGAACUGAACGAUAAUAGUGACACAACCUAUCAAAAACUCUGGGAUACAGCAAAAGUGGAGCUAAGAAGAAAAUUCAUAGCAUUAAAUGCCUAUAUCAAAAAGUCUGAAAGAGCACAAAUAAACAAUCUAAGGUCACACCUCACAGAAUUGGAGAAACUAGAACAGUCCAAAUCCAAACCCAGCAGAAGAAAAGAAAUAACAAAAUCAGAACAAAACUAAAUGAAA